AUGUUUUGCUCAUGUGUUAAGCCAAAGGUGCAUCCUUGUGAGAAGGAUUACGACUGUGCUAAAGUCAUAUGGGAUUAUAUGAGUAUGGGGCACGCGCUAAAAAAGGCUGACCUCAUUCUUGGCUUGGGUAAUCAGGACUUACGAACAGCCGAGCACGCGGCUGAGCUGUACCUGUCCGGCAUGGGCGAUAAGCUCAUGUUUUCCGGCAAGGUGGGAGCUUGGACCCACGGAAUGUGGGAUAAACCCGAAGCAGAGGUUUUCAAGGAUGUCGCUGUCAAAAUGGGGGUGCCCGAAGAGAAGAUUAUUUUAGAGAAGGAAGCCACUAACACAGGAGAAAACAUUCGGUUGUCUUAUGAGCUGCUGCGAGAAAUGGAGGAAAUCCCGCGGGUCCUGAUCAUCGUACAGGCGCCGUUCAUGGAGCGAAGGUCCUACGCAACGUUCAUGAAACAAUGGCCUCUCGACCACAUGGACAUCCCGGAAACGCACGUGGUCUUCUCCUCGCCCAAUAUACCGUUACCUCAUUACACGGACGAAAAUAUAGACGAUUUCCAAGAAACAGUCGCCAAAUUACUGAUCACGCUAAAAAAAAUUAAAGAAUAUCCUGCAAAGAAUUUCCAAAUACCCCAAACUAUACCAUGCCGUGUGAGAAAAGCAUACGAUUACCUGAAAAACUUUGAGCAGUACAAUAAAUACAUUCGCUGA
Liolophura sinensis is the source of this 702-nucleotide messenger RNA. RefSeq lists its product as uncharacterized. Gene Ontology annotation, cellular component: plasma membrane. Lineage: Eukaryota; Metazoa; Mollusca; Polyplacophora; Chitonida; Chitonidae. The transcript is spliced from 3 exons. The record is from RefSeq and is a predicted model, not a curated record. Bases 1 to 702 code for a protein of 233 amino acids.